Chara braunii is the source of this 1549-nucleotide messenger RNA. The record is from the annotation of a GenBank genome assembly. Lineage: Eukaryota; Viridiplantae; Streptophyta; Charophyceae; Charales; Characeae.
CUAGAUCUUCCCCCCUCGGUUUGGUCGCGAUUCGGUCCUGAUCCCAUCCUGGAGAUCUGACCCUAGAUCUGGUCUUGGAUGAACCUGGAUCUGGUCCUGAACCUGGUCCUGGACCUCGGCCUAAAUGUGGUCCCAAAUCUGGUCUUGGAUCUGGUCCUGGAGCUGGUCUUGGAUUUGGCAAUUGAUCUGGUCCUGGAGCUGUUCCUGGAUUUGGUCGUGAAGCUGAUCCUGUAUCUGGUCCCAAAUCCGGUCUUGGAUCUGGUCCUGGAGCUGGUCUUGGAUUUGGCAAUUCAUCUGGUCCUGGAGCUGUUCCUGGAUUUGGUCGUGAAGCUGAUCCUGUAUCUGGUCCCAAAUCUGGUCUUGGAUCUGGUCCUGGAGCUGGUCUUGGAUUUGGCAAUUCAUCUGGUCCUGGAGCUGUUCCUGGAUUUGGUCGUGAAGCUGAUCCUGUAUCUGGUCCCGAAUCCGGUCUUGGAUCUGGUCCUUGAUCUGUUCCUGGAUCUCGUGUAUCUGGUCUGGAUCGGGUUCUGUAUCUGGUCCUGUAUCUGGUCUUGGAUGUCCUACUGUGCACCAUCUAAUCCGUCAGCAGAGAGCAGCCGACACAUGAUAGCAUAUAAUGCAUUCUUUUUGCAAAACCCUUCUCCUCUUGUAUCUGGUCUUGUAUCUGGUCCUGUACCUGGUCCUGCAUCUGGUUCUGUAUCUGCUACAGCAUGCAUGGUUGCUUCAUCUGUGGAACCCAGACAGCUAUAGCAUGCAUGCUCUGCUCAUCUUGCUAUGUGCUCCUGAUGAACUACACUUGCUACUGUCUUCACCCGAGUACAAUGUAUGGUCAUUAUAGCUGUAUUUGGGGCAACUUUGAGUCUAGAUACAGCAAUAGUGACGGUACGUUGUAUUCGGGUGAAGACGGUAGGGUAUAGCAAAGCCAGGAAGGUCUUUAGCAGGAGCCGAAGUUGAGUAGCUGCCAUUGUCACAGUGGUGACGAGUAGCUGAUUCACCCAAAUAGAAUGCCGGGUCAUUAUCGCUGCAUCAGGACUGACAGUUGACCCAAAUGCAGGUAUAAUGACUGGGCGUUCUAUUCGGGUGAAGACUGUAGCUGAUUCAGCACGCAAGAUCAAUAGGGGUCCUUGGCAGCAGAGCACGUCGAGUGGGAGCGGCUGCGAUUGACUGAUGAUGAUAAUCAGCUGGCUUCACAUGGAGAAUUUACUGCACAGAAGUUGAGCAUACCGCUUCACUAUCUGGACCGAAAGUCGACCCAAAGACAGGUAGCGGGUAUCGCAAGCAGUAGCACUUGCAUGAACUCAUACUCAUCUGGACUGAGAGUCAACCCAAAUACAGGUAUAAUGACGGGACGUUCUAUUCGGGCAUACUAUUUACGACAAGAUCAGUACCACUUGCCUGUACUCGUACUCAUCUGGACUGAGAGUCGACCCAAAUAAAGGUAUAAUGACUGGGCGUUCUAUUUACGACAAGACGAGUACGAGUACAGGCAGGUGGUACUGCUUGCGAUACCCGCUACACACCUUUCCCUAAAUAACAAAAGAGUUGAAAAGAC